This is a messenger RNA of Coregonus clupeaformis (lake whitefish), 3517 nucleotides long. It is a transcript of the gene plcxd2, whose product is annotated as phosphatidylinositol-specific phospholipase C, X domain containing 2. Lineage: Eukaryota; Metazoa; Chordata; Actinopteri; Salmoniformes; Salmonidae. The transcript is spliced from 7 exons. The record is from RefSeq and is a predicted model, not a curated record. The coding region runs from base 231 to 1202 and encodes 323 amino acids. Gene Ontology annotation, biological process: lipid metabolic process. Gene Ontology annotation, molecular function: phosphoric diester hydrolase activity.
CGGCUGCCCUGGUGGUCUCCACACCACUGGUGCAGAGCAGGGAGACAGGUAGAUACACAGGUGGCUCGAGGAGGCAGGAAAGGCACUCUUUCUCCUCACCUCAGGAUGAUUUAUUUUACUGUGAGCCUCAUGGAGGUGGCGAGGAUACUGGCGAUACACCGGCAGCAGGUAUACCAGAUUUGACGGUUCAUGUUUUUACCAGGGGGGGGGCGUGAGAUCAGAUAGGAGCCAUGAAGACGCGGCCCACGGGUAUUGGUGCCUCCAACGCCAACUGGAUGAGCUCACUCUCCCCCAAGCUCACAGCUAUGCCCCUGAAGCACCUUGCAGUGCCCGGUUCCCAUGACUCAUUUAGUUUCUGGGUAGAUGAGAAGGCCCCGGUGGGUCCUGACCAGAAGGCCAUAGUCAAAUACCUGGCCACAGCCUUCCGUUUCGUUUCCAAGAAAGUCAUGAAGAAGUGGUCCAUGACACAGAACCUGACGUUUAAGGAGCAGCUGGAUGCAGGGAUUCGUUACUUUGACCUGCGUGUGUCAUCCAAACCUAGAGAGUCUGGUACUGAGAUCUACUUCAUCCAUGGCCUGUUCGGACACAAGGUGCGUGACGGUCUGUUGGACAUUAACUCUUUCCUGGACGCCCAUGGUAAGGAGAUGGUGUUCCUGGACUUUAACCAUCACUAUGCCAUGGGGAUGGAGCAUCACGCCUACCUCAUCAACAUGCUCCAGGAAGUGUUCGGAAGUAAACUCUGCAAGAUCAGCGUUGUCGAGGAUAUCACCCUGGACUACCUCUGGAAGAACAACUACCAGGUCAUAGUAUUCUACCACCACCCGUCAGCUGAGGGCUGUCCAUUGAUAUGGCCAGGCAACAAGUGUCCAGCUCCUUGGGCUAACACUACAGACACCACCAAACUCUUUCAGUUCCUGGAGACGACACUAGGUGAGAGGGCUAAGAAGGGGUCCUUCCAUGUGACUCAGGCCAUCCUCACCCCCAGAGUCAAGACCAUUGUCAAGGGCCUGGUCAGGGGGCUACGCAACUACCUGGUCGAGAGGAACCUUCCCAUCAUAUUAACGUGGGUUGAGACCCAGAAACCUGGUGUUAACGGGGUUAACAUCAUCACCUCUGACUUUGUGGAACUGACUGACUUCGCCAACACAGUCAUCAACCUCAACAACCUCCUGCUCAACGAACAGGACCGCACAAAAACCUGACCAACGCCACCAUACAGUCAGAAUGGGUAGACUGGAUAUGAGUCGUUACGAAACCCACUUGGAUCUUUUCACGGUUCGGUUCUACCCAUCAUGGCAGCUGCAUCACUGAUCACAUGACCAGACACUCAGGGACACCUGUGAUAAUGGGACACUCAGACAGACAUCACGUGACCAUCUCAUACACUUAAAGCUCACAUGUCCAGUAUUGACUGAUCAUGGUCAGGAAAAUGUCCAUAGAGCUUCACAUAUUGAGCUUAUAAGUGUAGCAACGUACAGGGGCUGAGACUGUUUAAACAAAUGCACACUGAUUUUUAAACACUAUUCCAAUGGUAGCAGUUUAUAGCUGGGUGUUGACAUGUAGUUAUUAUGAUAACACAUUCAAGAUAGAUCAUAGCAAUGUCAUCUUGAUGUAUAACUAGCAAUGAAAGUCUAGCUACAGCCACUCACACACAGCUGUGUGUGUGUGUGUGAGUGUGUGUGUGUGUGUGUGUGUGUGUGUGUGUGUGUGUGUGUGUGUGUGUGUGUGUGGCUUGUGGCAGUCCACUGAUUAUCACUCAGACACAGAGAAAAACUCCCAGACUAACUGUACAUUUCUGUGGUCCUCCUGGAGGGAACGAUGGGAGGGAGAGAGAAAGAGAGGAGAGGUGGAGUCCCAGACAAGGGUAGACAGAAUGGGGAAGAGAGAUAGAGAGGGACUAAAAGAAAGAAUAAGAUGAGACAGGAGAUAUCGUUUAGAAUCAAGGAGGAAAGACAGUAUGUGUGUGAGAGAGAAAAAGAGAGAGACAGAGAGAGAGAGAGAUUGUAUCAGCACAGCUGCUGUCUCCAGGCAGUGAGGAUCUCGUUUUAUUCUCCCUCAAUGAGAAAGAAAUAUGUUUUCUUUUCAUUUUACCUCCCUCCCUUCUUCCCUCCCUCUUUCUCAACUGGUGUGUGUGUGUGUGUGUCUCUCUCUCUGGCCAAACCGCAUUGUUGACACUCUCGUGUGGGCACUGAAUGGUCAAGGAGUAACACACAUGCACACACGCACACACACACACACGGUAACACACAAAGGGACACUAAUUGCAGAGUCAUUACACAUACCACAGAAGCUUGUGGGAGUGGAGCGGCUCAAAUAGACGAGGAAAGACAGACGCUGUUAUUUGUUUGUUCUGUUUUCUCUCUCUAGCUCUCUCUCUCUCUCUGGUCCCGAUGAUCACAGUCAGUUCCCCAGGUCUCCAAGGAGAGUUAGGGCUUUAUGACCCCAAAGGGACCCUUGCUUCAGUGGGUACAAGAGCAUUCUGUCGUUGGGGACUUGGUAGUAGGUUAUGGAUGUCAGCGCAGCGAUGAUAAUCACGUCACGAUCAGGGGACUCCAGACCUCUGUCUGUCAGUAUUUAUCUAACUCAUUAUGAGAGGUGUAAAAUGUAAUGGCCUAGUAUGACUGUUGUGACUGUGUGUAGAGAAGAGAUAAUGGAGGGAGGGAGAGAUAUUGAGAUGGAACUGGUUAAAUGCAGCAUGGAACCACACCAAACCACACAGAACCUGCCCAAACCACACUGGAUUGUACACACUCUAACCCUCUGGAGCAGUAUGCAGUUGCCCCAGACACUGAUCUACGGUUAGUUUAACUGUUUCCUCUGUAAUGGAUAAAGUUAGGAUUUAGGAGAGUAUAAGCUGAUUCCAGAUCUUUGCCUAAGGGUAACUACUGCAGAGCUCUAUCAUUGGGUUUCUCCUUGACUGACAUAUUGUUGCAGACUUCACUCAACAAUCUUUAGCCUAAAUGUGUUUCCUAACCAAAACAGUUCUGAAUAACGUGUUUUUCUGGAAUCACAAGGCAAAGGGCCCCUGAUUCAGAGCGGAAUCCCUGUCAAAACAACUAUGGUAUGGAGUGCCCACCCUCCCUGCCCCUCCACGGAAUCACUUGAGAAUUCACUGUACAAUACUGUCCAACAUUCCAUGGCCGUCUCUCUGACGCCAGGGUCUGUGUUUCUCUACGAUGAUGUCAUUGUGAAAGUUCAGCUCCUCCAGAUGGGUGAAGAGGCCACCAUGGAGGACUCAAAACACUGGCCGAUCUUUGCUAUACCUACCAAAGAAUGGACAAUAAUUAUUAAGCAACACAUUUUAUAAAGCUAUUUGUUUUUUACUUUAUGCAGCAGUUAUCAAAAAGCCACAUGGACUACAGGAAUUCAAUUGUAAGUUUAUGGUUCAAUGACAAGUAGGAUGACUUGGUAAUAAAGGCUGGACAACUAGAUUAUGCAAAGUCUGUUGAUUUCUGGUAGAGUAUACCUGCAUCAGGGCUGGCUCUAGGCAUAAGUGGUCGCUUAGGGCCCCCGGUUG